Girardinichthys multiradiatus is the source of this 1293-nucleotide messenger RNA. RefSeq lists its product as uncharacterized. Bases 287 to 1225 code for a protein of 312 amino acids. Lineage: Eukaryota; Metazoa; Chordata; Actinopteri; Cyprinodontiformes; Goodeidae. The record is from RefSeq and is a predicted model, not a curated record. The transcript is spliced from 2 exons.
AAAUUCUGACUUUAAUCUCAGAAUUCUGACUUUAAUCUCAGAAUUCUGACUUUAAUCUCAGAAUUCUGACUUUAAUCUCAGAAUUCUGACUUUAAUGCAGGUGAGCACCUGGAAGCAUCUGGGUGCAACCAGCUUCAUCGCCUGAGAUGUGAGUCGUGCAGGGGAACGUCCAGCAAUCUUGGGGAACAUGUCAGAUUUAAGUGACUUUUUACGUGGCUGAGGGGUUCCUGAGGAUGCCAUUUCAUUAUUGGAAGAGCAGAAGAUUGAUUGGGAUGUCAUAGCGCUGAUGGAUGACGCAACUCUGGCAAAUUAUAUCCAUUCCUAUGGAGACCGAAUUGCCCUCUUCAAUUUCUGCAAAAGCAAACAACCACUCUCAAAAACAAAACAGGGUCUUCUGCAGAAGCUUCGUGAGAAAAUGAAAACCAAAAAGGAAAGUACAAAGGAAAACACCUCGCAAGAAAGAACAAGACAGACAAAGAAGCAAAAAGCAACAUGCAAUAUUGAGAUAGGAUGGAUACAUAGUGAUGGAAAAAUAACCAAACAGGUGAGAGCGAAACAGGGAGGUGGGACUAGAAAAAUUCAAAUGGUCACUGAUGCUGAAUUAAAAGAUAUUCUUCAUGAAGGAAAGAAACUUUUUUUUCCUGAUGGCAUGUCUCCUAAGGGUCCUGAGACAGAUUUUGAGUUUGAGGUUUGGGACUUUAAACAGAACCACCUUACUGAUGACACCUGCCUGACGAUUGGCAAUAUGUAUGAAGCAGCGAGGCUGACAAUGUUACGCUUCUACAUUGCAAUUAAGACAAAAGUUCCUGAAGAAGAUGACAGCGAGACAUCCAAAGUCAUAUUUGUCUUGGAAAGCAGUAGCAGUGAAAUUAAUCCAUUGCAAACGUGGGAAGUCAGGAGUUCUUCUGUUGAUGCCCACCCUGGUUUAGAACCUUCAGAUGAUUCAGAAAUUACUUUUGGUCCCAUUCUUAAUGCUGAGGAAGAUACAGAAGACACAUUAAUCUAUGAGGGUUUUCUUGUAUCCCUCAGUCCAGCUAAUCCAGAUGAUGUAAUAACAAUCACUGUACAUCAUACUAACACUUUACAUGACAUUAUUACUGCUUUCUCUGAUUCAGAUAUUAUGAGAAAAAACACUGAAUGUGAAGCGCAUACUUCCAGACAACACAGAAGAAGCAGGCAGUUGCUCAGGGAUACUAAGAGAUGUUCUCACCUGCUUCUGGAAUGAAUUCUAUGAGCGAUGCACCCUCGGUACAACAGUUAAAGUGCCCUUCAUUCGCCAUGAUUUUCCUGCUG